AUGCCGUACGACCCAAAGAACGAAGACGCCAUUUUCCAGAAGGAGGUCGAGCAGGUGAAGCAGUGGUGGAAGUCGCCCCGCUUCGAGGGCGUGACCCGCCCCUACUCCGCCGAAGCUGUCGUUUCCAAGCGUGGCACCAUCCGCCAGCAGUACCCCUCGAAUGAGCAGGCCAAGAAGAUGUGGGCCCUGCUGGAGGAGCACGCUGCGAACAAGACCACCUCGCACACCUACGGUGCGUUGGACCCCGUCCAGGUGACCCAGAUGGCCAAGUACCUCGAGACCGUCUAUGUCUCUGGCUGGCAGAGCUCGAGCACGGCCAGCUCGACCAACGAGCCCGGCCCCGACCUGGCGGACUACCCGUACAACACGGUCCCUAACAAGGUGGAGCACCUGUUCAUGGCCCAGCUCUUCCACGACCGCAAGCAGCAGGAGGCUCGCCGCAACAUGACCCCUGAACAGCGCGCCAAGACCCCCUAUGUUGACUAUCUGCGCCCCAUUGUGGCUGACGCCGAUACGGGUCACGGUGGUCUCACUGCCGUGAUGAAGCUCACCAAGCUCUUUGUCGAGAAGGGCGCGGCCGGUAUCCAUAUUGAGGACCAGGCGCCCGGCACCAAGAAGUGCGGCCACAUGGCUGGUAAGGUGCUCGUGCCUAUCUCCGAGCAUAUCAACCGUUUGAUUGCCAUUCGUCUCCAGUACGACAUUAUGGGUGUGGAUAACCUUGUCGUAGCACGCACGGAUUCGGAGGCUGCCACCCUCAUCACCACCAACGUGGACGAGCGCGACCACGCGUGGAUCCUGGGUACCACCAACACUGAGCUGCGUCCUCUCGUUGAGGUCAUGAACGAGGCCGAGCGCAGCGGCAAGCGCGGUGACGCCCUUCAGGCCGUGGAGGACGAAUGGACCACGAAGGCCAACCUCUGCCUCUUCUCGGAUGCCGUCGUGGCUGCCCUCGCGAAGAAGGGUGCCUCGGAGCAAAUUCAAAAUGAGUUCAGGGUGGCUGCCAGCAAGCUCUCGAACAAGGAUGCCCGCGCCCUGGCCGCCCGCUACGGUGUGGAUGAGAAGAGCGGCUUCUUCUGGGACUGGGAGGCCCCCCGCACCCGCGAGGGCUACUACCAGUACCGCGGCGGUACGCAGUGCGCUGUGAACCGUGCUGUGGCCUUCGCUCCCUACGCGGACCUCCUCUGGAUGGAGACCAAGUCGCCGAUUCUCGCGCAGGCCAAGGAGUUCGCUGAUGGCGUGCGCUCCGUUUACCCCAAGCAGUGGCUGGCGUACAACCUGUCGCCUUCGUUCAACUGGGACGCUGCCAAGCUCUCUGAGUCGCAGAUGAAGGACUACGUCUGGGACCUCGGUAAGCUCGGCUUCGUGUGGCAGUUCAUUACGCUGGGUGGUCUGCAUUCGAAUGCCUACAUUAGUGACCUGUUUGCCAAGGGCUUCGCUAAGGACGGCAUGAAGGCUUACGUCUCGCUAGUCCAGCGUAAGGAGCGCGAGAUUGGCUGCGAUGUCCUGACCCACCAAAAGUGGUCGGGCGCCGACUUUAUCGACAGUCUUCUCAAGACCGUCACUGGUGGUGUCUCUUCGACGGCUGCCAUGGGCAAGGGUGUGACAGAGACUCAGUUCAAGUAA
This is a messenger RNA of Malassezia sympodialis ATCC 42132, 1623 nucleotides long. RefSeq names its product Isocitrate lyase (gene ICL1). Lineage: Eukaryota; Fungi; Basidiomycota; Malasseziomycetes; Malasseziales; Malasseziaceae. The record is from RefSeq and is a predicted model, not a curated record. Gene Ontology annotation, biological process: carboxylic acid metabolic process. Gene Ontology annotation, molecular function: isocitrate lyase activity.